This is a messenger RNA of Nylanderia fulva, 2238 nucleotides long. RefSeq names its product 5' nucleotidase C (gene Nt5c). Gene Ontology annotation, molecular function: 5'-nucleotidase activity. Lineage: Eukaryota; Metazoa; Arthropoda; Insecta; Hymenoptera; Formicidae. The record is from RefSeq and is a predicted model, not a curated record.
CCGCGCUGGUUCGCGUCGCGCGCCCGCCAAUCGUCCGUGAUGCUGCACGCGAGGACCGUCGUGACAGCGUGUCGCGUCGCAGAAACUCGGCUCGCGCGGCUACGCCGGAUUGUCGGGUUCCAUGGGGCGCCGAGACGCGCCGUGGGUGAUCGCGCCCUCAAUCGUGGUCCGGUGUCACGCGAGGUUGUGCGCGAGAAUUACCUGAGAACGUUCGACAAGUGCAAGUCGAAAAAACUUCCGCAAGAUGUGAAUCCCAAGGGUGUAUUUGCCUGCAAUGAACUUGUUAAAGAGGUCCAAGUCUAUGGAUUUGAUUACGAUUACACGCUCGCCUGUUACAAACCAUCCAUGGAUUAUCUGCUUUACAAUCUGGGACGUGAUAUGCUCAUUAAAAAAUAUAAGUACCCAGAGGGAAUUGCCAAUCUGGAAUACAGAGAAAAUUUCGCCGUUCGCGGCCUCCAUUACGACAUCGAAAAGGGUCUCCUGCUGAAACUCGACAGCUUCUUGCAAAUUCAAUUGGGCGCCGUUUAUCGUGGAUUACAUCCUGUACCCGACGACGAGGUUCUCCGAAUCUACAAAAAUAGGAUAAUACCGAUAGCUUACGUGGAGGCGUCGCACAAACACUCUAACGAUGGUGUACGUCGCACAAAAAUGGUACAAUUGGCCGAUUUAUUUUCGGUGCCAGAAAUGGGUUUACUGUGCAAUGUUACAGAGUACUUCCUGCAAAAUCACAUUGAUUAUCAUCCAGAGAUAUUAUUUAGAGAUGUUAAGAAUUCUGUGCAAAGCUGCCAUCCUAUAAUGCAUAAACUAGUGGCGGAAAAUGUGUCUGAGUAUCUAGCAAAUAAAGAUUUAAGGAGAUUUUUCGAUCGACUUCGAAAAGCCAACAAGAAAAUGUUCUUGGUCACAAACAGCCCUUUCCAGUUUGUUAAUAAGGGUAUGCAAUUUUUAGUCGGCGAAAAUUGGAAGAAUUAUUUUGACGUAGUGAUUGUUCAAGCGAGGAAACCAAGAUUUUUUACCGAAGAAUCACGCCCUUUGAGAAUUUACGAUGAAGUUAAGCAAACACAAUUAUGGGAUCGAGUCACUAAACUCGACAAGGGUGUCAUAUAUCUUGAAGGAACAGUUAAGCAGCUUCAAGACAUGACUGGAUGGCGAGGACAUCAAGUGUUGUACUUUGGCGAUCAUCCAUAUAGCGAUUUGGCGGAUGUAACUUUAGAACAUGGUUGGCGAACGGGUGCAAUAAUCAAAGAAUUGACGCAUGAAAUCGAAACCUUGAACGAAUCAAAGUACAAAGAAAACGCUAACUGGCUUCAAAUGUUAACUGGUGUAAUCGAGGAACAUCAGGAUUGCAAAGAACCCGAAGUACAAGAAGAGUUAGAUAAAUGGAUGAAAGAACGGGACCAACUAAGAAAUGAGAUCAAAUUUGUCUUCAACAAACAAUUCGGUUCAGUAUUUAGAACAUAUCACAAUCCAUCUUAUUUCUCCAGAAGAUUGUUUAGAUUUGCCGACAUCUAUAUGAGCUCAAUUACAAAUUUAUUAGAAUAUUCCACGAGUCAUACGUUCUAUCCUAGAAGAGGUGUAAUGCCUCAUGAAUAUACCAGUUACUUUGUGUAAAAUAUCGGUAUUUUCAAAAAAUAAAUACUCAUUAUUGUUAGGUGAGUAGCAGACGCUUGUAGAGCGUACAAUCAAAAUAUUCCGCAUUAAUUAAACAUCGAAUCGAUAAUAGCAUUUUCAAUAAUAAGAAAAAACCGAUCUAUUCAACGUCAUAAUAUAGAAGUUCAUAAUUUCGAAACAAUGAGGAAUGCUUGCUCCACACAGAAAAUAUACUUCCACCUUAUUAAUAGGUAUAUGUAUGCAUAUAAUUAUGUACACAUACAUGCAAUAUAAAUCUAUAUCGAUCAACGUUAAUGCGCUUUUACAGCCGCGUAGUUACAACUAAUUUGCAUUCAAAUGUAAUGUAUGUAAACACGAUAAAAUGAGCUAUAUAGAUUACGAAGGCUCUUACAUUAUUAUUAUUACCAUGACAAUAGCCAUAUUAUGUAAAAUAAAGUGAUAUAUCACAUGGUAACGAGUAAAAUGCAUAGAAUAGAAAAUGAAGUAAGAGCCGUAGGCUAGAAAGAGAAAGAGACAGAGGAACUAUAGGCAAAGUAUUAUUGAACUAUGAAAUUCAGAUAUUUUAUUAAGAACUAAUAAUUACUAGAGUUUAUUAUUAGUAAUGUUAUGUAAGGAGAAUAGAUAACAUAU